AAGCCUACGGGAAGCUCCGGGGCCGCAGGGGGCGGUCUUGCUAGUCUGGCAGGGUCGUUUCCGGGAGGCGGAGCUCAGACCCUAUUUCCUUUUUUCUCCGCGGGCUCGCGCUCGGUUGGCGCGGGGAUCUGCUGGCUCCGGGGCCUCCUGCGCCAGGGCGAACGCUGCGCCCCAGCCCCGGCGGCAGCAUGGGCGGCGCCCGGGACGUGGGCUGGGUGGCGGCGGGCCUGGUCCUCGGGGCCGGCGCCUGCUACUGCAUUUACAAGCUGACGCGGGGGCAGCGGCAAGGCGGCCGUAGGUUUCGGCUGCGCCCCUCGCGCUCCGCAGAAGACUUAACCAAUGGUUCCCAUGAUGAUGUCCUCAGUGUCGACCAGCUCCAGAAACUCCUCUACCUGCUUGAGUCAACUGAUGAUCCUGUAAUUAUUGAAAGAGCUUUGGUCACUCUGGGUAACAAUGCAGCCUUUUCAGCUAACCAAGUCAUUAUUCGUGAAUUGGGUGGUAUUCCAGUCAUUGGAAGCAAAAUCAACAAUCCCAACCACAGUAUUAAAGAGAAAGCUUUAAAUGCAUUGAAUAACCUGAGUGUGAAUGUUGAAAAUCAAGUCAAGAUAAAGGUAUACAUCAAUCAAGUCUGCAAGGAUGUGCUCUCCGGGCCCCUGGACUCCGCUGUGCAGCUGGCUGGACUGAGAUUGUUGACAAACAUGACGGUCACCAACGACCACCAGCACAUGCUUCGCAGUUACAUCACAGACCUGUUCCAUGUGCUGCUUACAGGAAACGGAAGUACCAAGGUUCAAGUUUUGAAACUGCUUGUGAACUUGUCUGAAAAUCCAGCCAUGGCAGACGGACUACUUAAUGCCCAGGUGGAUUCCUCAUUCCUUUCCCUCUAUGACGGCCACGUGGCAAAGGAGAUUCUUCUUCGAGUUCUUACAUUCUCCCAGAAUAUAAGUAACUGCCUCAAAAAAGAAGGCUGCUUAGCUGUUCAGCCUGCUUUCCCUAAAGGUUCCUUGUUUUUCCUGCUAUAUGGAGAAGAAUGUGCCCAGAAAAUGAGAGCUUUAGCUGAACACCAUGAUGCAGACGUGAAGGAAAAGGUAACAGUCCUACCCAGGUUCUGAUGGUGGCAGUUUUCAUCUUCCAGCUGCCGAGUCUAAACAGUAGAUCUCACAUUUCAUCAUUAACACAGCGGGACCCUGCCAUGGUCUUCCGGUUUAUUUUGAACCAUUUUAUUGAUAUCAGAUGAAUAGAAGAGCUUGUUUUGACAUCAUUUCUUUUCAUUUUGCUGUUUGGUUACCUCCUUGAUGUGACCGGCCCGUUGCCUUAUUUACAAGUAAGCUAACCUCCCGCCCGUCUGAGACCGCAUUCGUGUGUGACUGGCUGGCUGGUUCAGGGCUGCUGCAGGAGCGACCUUGGUCUUGCGCUUGUAAGGAGUUGCCCAGGCAUACCGCUUUCCCGAGUCUAAUCUGAGUCAGACUGGCUUCUUGUCCUCACCACGCCCGUUGGGUAUGGCGGGCUGGGGCCAGUCUGAUUGUCCAUCUGUAGGCAACUGGUGAAAUCAGUUAUCUUAAAAGAAACAAGGAAGCCUGACUGUGCUUAUGUGGAAAGGCCUCCAGAAAAUGUGGAUGUGUUUUUUAAAUGAAAACUAUGCUUCUAUCCGGAGAAUAGUUUCUAGAACAAUAGCCAGAUUCUGGGGAGUGGGACUGAGGAAAGGACUUUUUUAUGUAUACCUUCUUCUACUGUUUGAAUUUUUUUAACCAUCAGCAUAAAUUUUGUAAAUUUUUUAAAUAAAAAGGAAAAAAGUUUCUACACA
Molecule: messenger RNA, 1804 nt
Organism: Neogale vison (American mink)
Lineage: Eukaryota; Metazoa; Chordata; Mammalia; Carnivora; Mustelidae
Gene: ARMC10
Product: armadillo repeat containing 10
Exons: 6
Coding region: 189-1112 (307 amino acids)
Biological process (GO): negative regulation of intrinsic apoptotic signaling pathway by p53 class mediator
Cellular component (GO): mitochondrion
Source: RefSeq, a predicted model, not a curated record